This is a messenger RNA of Manis javanica (Malayan pangolin), 3468 nucleotides long. The record is from RefSeq and is a predicted model, not a curated record. NCBI's taxonomy places the organism in Eukaryota, Metazoa, Chordata, Mammalia, Pholidota, Manidae.
UUUAAUAGCAUGUUACUUAGUUUUUGCGACAAGAAUGACUGCUGACCAAGCGAUUGUAUUUGUUCGGGCAAAGCGACCCAAUUCCAUUCAAACUCGAGGACAGCUACUAUGUGUAAGGGAAUUUACUCAGUUUCUGAUUCCUCUUCGCAAUGUGUUCUCUUGCUGUGACCCCAAAGCCCAUGCUGUCACCUUAGCACAGUAUCUAAUUCGCCAGCGGCAUCUGCUUCAUGGUUAUGAAGCACGACUACUGAAACAUGUGCCAAAAAUUAUCCACCUCGUUUGCAAACUGCUAUUGGACUUAGCUGAGAACAGGCCCAUGGUGACAGAAAUGGCAGUAAUACCCAGCCUCUCUGAUGAAAUUGAGAAGACCGUUUCUGAGAUGGUGACAAUGCAGCUGGGUACAGAGUUGCUGAGACACAACAGUGACACAUUGAACUCCUUUAGCCCUGCUGCAGUGGCGGCAGCUUUUGAGAAUCAGGAUGUGAUUCUCUCCAGUGAACAAGAGUUUGACCUUCUUUGGAAGAGGCGGAAUGUCGAAUGCCUUCAGCCCCUCACUCGCUUGAAAAGGCGACUCAGCUACAGUGACUCGGAUUUAAAGUGGGCAGAGUCACUUCUGGAGCAAGGGGGCACUCCAUGGAUAGUGCCUGCCCAGGCCCUUCUUUGCCCUAACCCCAGGCAGCAGAAGCCCCUAAGCUACUGUCACACUUCACAGUCCCCACAGCCAGAUUUAAAUAAGGAAAUGCUGGUCCACAGUGCAUUUUCUUUCUGGCAUCAGGCUAAUUUUGGAGGCCUGGAAGGGCUCAAAGAUGACGGGUCACAAACUUUCCAUAGGAAGAAUAUUCCAAAGGAAGUACAGAGAAGCAGAACCUUCUCUUCAAGUAUUUCAGAGUCAUACAACCCUGUCACACCCAACAUUGCAAAUAUCCCCAAGGCACCAAACCGUUUUCCCCAGCAAGUACCCCACUGUCUGUGUGAAGUCCAUGGUGGCUACAGCUCAGACUGUGUCAUGGAGGACAAGGGGACUUACCACAGCCCUGUGGACUGUGGCUUAGGCCCCAAAGCACAGUUCUCGGUUGGACCUGAAACCCAGGGCAGUGAAGAUCUGUCUGAAGUAACCCUACACGCUGCUUUGCAGUCGGAAUUGAGCAUCGAAGCACGGCGAAUACUGGCAGCCAAAGCCCUGGCAAAUUUCAGUGAGUUUGCAGAGAAUGAGGAAGUGAAAAGAAAGGUAGAAAUGUGGCAGAAAGAACUAAAUUCCCGAGAUGGAGCUUGGGAAAGAAUAUGUGGUGAAAGAGACCCUGUUACCCUGUGCAGUUUAAUGUGGUCUUGGGUGGAGCAGCUUAAGGAGCCUGUGAUAACCAAAGCAGACGUGGACAUGUUGGUGGGCAGGCACGCGGAAGCCACCGAAGCGCUGUUUUUGCUGGAGAAGGGCCAGCACCAGACUAUACUCUGUGUAUUGCAUUGCAUCGUGAGCCUGCGGACGAUUCCUGCAGAUUUGGAAGAAGCAGUUCUCACCCAAGCCAUUAAAGCUUUCACUAAGGUUAAUUUUGAUUCUGAAAAUGGACCAGUAGUUUACAACACCCUGAAGAAAAUAUUUAAACACACACUGGAAGAAAAAAGAAAAAUGACACAAGGUGGCCCGUGGCCUGGUGUUCAGUGAAGUGGACUCUCCCACCGAGGCAAUGAUUUUGGCGGGAAGAUCCAGAUGCCAUUUCUGCUCAUAGGUGAACAAGGUGGCAUGUAGAGCCACUUCGUUUCAAAGCACUUUAUUUCAGAAGCUCUUGCUUCAUGCUAAGAAUGCUUGUUCCUGUUUGGAGCAAUUAUUUAUUUUAAAAUACCCUUGAGCUACAUUUUUGUGUUGAAAAAUUACCAUAAAGUUGGUGCCACUUUCUUUUAUUUAUUUAACUGAAUCAGUAUUGUGUUGAUAUUUUAAGUAUGCUGUAUUUACAUCCUUAUUAUUUUUGACAUUUUGGGAAAAGUUGUAACUCUUCUUUCCCAAACAAUUAUUUGCUGAUGGAACUCUUCUAGAAUUUUACCAAAUGGAUAAUUUUAGUAGUAAAACCUCAUUGUGUAUACAUCCCCCUGUUACAUGGCCUAAGAAAGUCACCAAGUGUCUUAAACUGUUUUAUAUCUGUUAGUAAGAAGGCUAUUGAUACAUUUUUAAAGGAUUUUUAAGAAUUUGGACUUUACUUUCUUUUUAUAAAUGUGGCAGUGGGUUUCAAAGUGUAUUAUUUUUCAGUGAUUUAAUUUUACAUGAAAGAAUUGACUGAGGCGGUUAGGUUUUUUUAUACAUAGGAAGUUGACUUGUUCUCUGUGAGGCCUCCAGGUGACCUUGCUGACCAGUGCUGUCACAGGAGGCAGGAGCAGGUCCCAGCUACAAGCCCUGCUCCCACUCCCCUAGGCUGCUGCUGAGCCAAGCAGCAUCUCGACAGAGGAAGUGAGCUCAGUUGCCCGGCAGAAUGGGAAGCUGCUCAGAGGCAGGGCUCCACAGAAAGGAUGGUCUUUUGGGAGCAGCUCUGUAACUGCUCUUUUCAGGCUGCAGGACAUGGUGGUGUGAGAGCCCCACCCCUCUCAAACUGCCCUUCCAUGCACCCAGUUGCCUCAGAGCCCUAUCUUUGGCUGCUUUUUUUUACUAUGACAAUUAAGAUUUUUUUAAAUUAGUUUGACCUGUGUAGGUUGUGUUCACCCUACUGGUAAGAAUAGGUAAGAAGUAAACCUAAACUAGUUCCUUGUAAAUCAGACUCAGCACUUGAAGCCACACUAUUAUUUAAAGGAAUGAGAGGGGCACCAGAGGCCACGUUGCAGGGAAAAUAGUAGUUUUUCCCAAGAAAAGUGACACUAAUCAAACCAAUUUUAAACUAAAGCUACUACUUAAAUCUUAAAGAUGGAAUUCCAUGGGAAGCUAGACUAAUUUACAGCAAAUAAAAUUUCCCCCAGCACCUGCAUUCUGACAAGCUCUAGCACAUCAAAACCAGUCCAGUCAUUAGCAUCCUUACUGACUUUAGUGGCAAAUGCUAUUUCCUCCCACACUGAAUAUUCUUAGGAAAUCAAAUCCAAUAAAUUUUAAUGAAGUGGGUUGCCCAUUCCUUAAAUUCUCAUUUUCAAGUGCCUGAGCUAGGAAAGAUGGGAGAAAACAAUGACAUUUUAUCUAAAUAAUGACAUUUUAUGACAAAUCCACUGUCAUUUAUAAUGACAUUAUAAAAGUUUGACUUUCACCUGAAAAGAUGUUCAUUCCUUACCUCUGUCAGGCUCACGUGGACAGGUACCACCACAGCUCAUUUCACAAGUGGCUGUUGGCCUGUGCAUCUGAACCUAUGGUUUCAACUUAAGAGGAUAGAUGCUGCACAGCCACACUUGUCCACUGCAUGCACAUCUAUAGUCUUGACCAGCCUGGAAAGAGAGCUGGAAGAGAUGUUAAUCAGGUUGUAUACAAGCUUUAUAUUUACUUGAAUAAAAGUUAAAAGAACA